CAAAUGACCAUUGCGAGCCUGUAAAACUGUUGCUGCAAGAAAAAUUAUACACGUGUUGGAUGAAGUCAUAUAAUAAUUUAGGCUUUGUCGGUCAAGUAUCCACUCAGUUACAAAUUGCAAUUGAUUAGUUUGUCUUGUUGCUGUAUUAAAAGUAUAUUUCAUCUUUUUUGUUUUGGCAGAAAGUGGUAAAUGAUAAAAGAGAGGUGGAAAAAAUGAAGAGAUAUGAAUGAUUGGAGUUAGUGUAGAAUCUAAAUAUAAAGACAAAAGAAUGCAGAAUGAUUGGAGUUAGUGAAAAAUAGUAAUCCAGUCCAACAUAUAUUUCUCAAGUGUUAUCUGUUUUUGUAAUCCGUAGAGAAGAAAAGUGCAAGGGCAAUGGCGAAAGAAAACAUGUCAGCAUGGAGUCCUAAAAAGUACGAUGUUUUCAUCAGCUUCAGAGGUGAGGACGUUCGCCACAACUUCGUUAGCUAUCUUCGUUCUGCUCUCCGCGGAGCCAACAUCAAAGCAUACGCCGAUGACGCUAAUCUUCAAAAAGGAGACGAGGUUUGGCCCUCACUGUCCCAAGCAAUCCAUGACUCACACCUCGCCAUUGUCGUUUUCUCCAAAAAAUAUGCAGAUUCCAAGUGGUGCUUGAUAGAACUCGUAGAAAUACUUCACUGCAGAAAAACUGAAGGACUCGUAGUCAUACCCGCCUUCUACCAAGUGGAUCCAUCCCACAUAAGGAAUUAUAGUGGCACUUACGGGGAAAACUGCUCUUGGUAACAAAGUCAUCCAAGACCAGAAACCUGCUCUUGUUCUUGGUGACAAAGUCAAAGACAACGACCAUGUCAUCCAAGAGUGGAAAGCUGCUCUUUCUAUUGGUGACAAAUUCAUCCAAGAGUGGAAAGCUGCUCUCACCGAAGCCGCCAAUAUAUGUGGAUGGGACUCUCGUACCCGUUACCACAAGGAUGAAUCUCAAGUGAUAGACAAAAUUGUGGAAGAUGUAUCCCAGAAGUUGAGCCUGAGGUUCCCUGUUGAACUAAAAGCACAAGACCUUGUUGAAAUUGAAAAAUAUUGUGAACAACUGAAACUGUUGAUGUCAAAAAACCAAAACCGUCAGUUACAAGAAAAUGUUCAAGUAAUUGGAAUUUGGGGCAUGGGCGGGAUUGGCAAGACAACUAUUGCCAAAGCCUUGUUUUCUCAACUCUUUCCACAAUAUGAUGCUGUCUGCUUCUUAGCAAAUGUUAGAGAGGAAUCAAAAAAGCUUGGACUAAUCUCUUUAUGCGAUAAGCUUCUUUCUGAGCUACUCAAGGAUGAACAUUGUAAAUAUAAUAUUGCAGCUGCAGGAUCCACAUUCAUUAUGAGGAGGCUUAGCAAUAAAAAAGUUUUGAUUGUACUAGAUGAUGUGGAUAGUUCAGAUCAAUUAGAUGUGUUGUGCAGAGAACAAUGUAACUACGUGGGUCCAGAUAGUAAAGUUAUUAUAACAACAAGAAAUAGGCAUUUGCUUACGGGAAGAGUUGAUAAGAUAUAUGAGGUCAAGAUAUGGAACUUUGCCAAAUCUCUAGAGCUUUUUUGUUUACAUGCCUUCAAAGAAAGACAUCCUAAAAAGGGAUAUGAGGAUCUCUCAGAAAGGGCAGUGAAAUAUGCAGGGGGAGUUCCAUUAGCUUUAAAAGUUUUGGGUUCUAAUCUUCAUUGCAGAAGUACAGAAUUCUGGGACUGUGAAUUGAGUAAACUCAUCAACUGUCCCAAUGAAAGAAUUCAAAAUGUAUUAGAAGUGAGCUAUGAUGGAUUAGACAACCUACAGAAGAAAAUAUUUCUAGACAUUGCAUUUUUUUUCAAAGGUGAAGAUAAAGAUGAUGUCAUAAGAAUACUAGAUGCAUGUGGUUUCUAUGCUACCAGUGGAGUAAAGGUCCUUGAAGAUAAAGCUCUUAUAACUAUUUCAUAUGCUGGGACGAUACAAAUGCAUGACUUGAUACAAGAAAUGGGUUUGAAUAUAGUUCGUGGGGGUAGUGAAGAUCCCGGAAAACGUAGUCGAUUGAGAGAUAUAGAAGAAGUUUCUGAUGUACUUGAAAAUAAAAAGGGGAGUGAUGUAGUUGAAGGGAUAAAAUUAGAUUUGUCUCAGAUUGAGGAUUUACACUUGAAUGCUGACACCUUCAACUUGAUGAGUAAUUUAAGAAUUCUUAGAUAAUACGUCCCUUCAGGUAAGAGAUCAGGAAAUGUGCACCAUUCUGGUGCCCUCAGUAAAUUUUCUGGUAAAUUGAGGUACCUUGAGUGGAAUGGAUGCUUUUUGAAGUCUCUUCCAGUAAAUUUUUGUGCUAAGAUGCUUGUUGAGAUUUGCAUGCCGCACAGCCAUGUUACAGUACUUUGGCAGGGGGUGCAGAUGUGUUCAAGUAUUUAUGGAGAUUGAUCAGCAUUUAGAAAGGUGUCAAAGCAAAAAUGAAAUACAGGAAAUUCUGGCUAUAUAACAUUGCAAUUUCUAAAGACCGGAGGAAAAGUCGAAGAAAGUGAAAAAGGAAGCUUCUGUAGUAUCCUUUCGGCAAUACCUGAAGAUGAGUACGUAUUGUAUGGAAGUAUCUGCAAAUUUAUGAUUAGUUACAUCACUGAAGAAAUCUCCCUUAUUUAAGUUAGUUAUCUACAAUCUCUUUUGGUAUGUUUUAUUCCUGUUCAAGUUAUGCAUCUUACUUUUGUUGUUCUGCGUGAAUUAUGGUGUAGUUGUACCCAACAGCUGUUAUUAGAUUAUAUUUAUUUGAAUUAUAUUUCAUUAAUAGUAAUGUCUUACCUCAUCUGAUACAAGAUAUCAAAUUAUUAGCAGGAGUAGAAAACUUAUGUGUUGUAAAUAAGGAACAAGUUCAUACAUAAAAUUAAGAUGAACCUGCUUCAAGAUUUUGAGUUGCUUAUCUGACCCUACCCCUAAGUAUCUAUGUUUGUAAUUGAGAGCACAACUCAUUUUAUUGUCAUUUUGUUUUCCUUUUUCCGUCUCUUACAGUUGCAAGUUGGUUAUAAAUCAAAUUGUAUAGUGGUUUCACUUGGUUAAACAGAUAGCUUAGUUUACUUUUUGUUGAAGUACACUAAAAAAUUUAACUCAGUAAAAACCGAUUGCAGGUAAAUUUUCAGGAUCACUGCUAUUGUGGUCGUGAUCUUUUGUUCUUAAUUUCUGCUUGCAUCGAGUCUUAUAGAAAAUAAAUUGUUCCCUAACAAGUGUAGAUAUGGACCCAGCUGUAUACAUAUUUUACACUUGAAACAGACAAACAUAUCUGAGCAAUAAGGGUGGACAUUGGUUUCAUCAUAUAAAUAGGUCACAACACAAACCUUGGGGUUGGCAAUUUGUGCUGAAGGUGGAUACUUGAAAUAUGUGCGAUUGAGUCCAGAUUUCUAAGUUUGCAAACGGAGCAUGGAUGCUUCAUUAGGUUUUGGGAAGGAAAUAAUUUGUCGGAUUUCUAAUGCGAUAUCUGUACUCGAGUCUUGAUAUAUCAAGUUGGUCCAUUGUUGGCAUCAAUUUUAAAUAUUGAUAAACUUGGGUUAAUAUCCAAAAGGAUUGUUUUCUUUUGCAAAAAGUUUAAAUAAAAAUAAGACACUACUCAA
Molecule: messenger RNA, 3558 nt
Organism: Cajanus cajan (pigeon pea)
Lineage: Eukaryota; Viridiplantae; Streptophyta; Magnoliopsida; Fabales; Fabaceae
Source: RefSeq, a predicted model, not a curated record